AUGGCGCGAGGCUUAAUCCUUUCAUCACCAGCAACACUCCUCACUGCAAAUUCUCUCAAACUUUCACCCUUUUCCUACCUUCUGCACCAUCGCUACAAUCCCAAUUCUUCCUCUAUUUCAUCAUCAUCUCUGUGUUCUUCCACUUCCCAACAACGCUCAAUCGACAUCUCCAAAUUCAGACAAUCAUUUUCCAACCGAAUGGACAUGGCUGGAAUCAAACCCCACCACCGAGUUGCUUUGGGUGUCUCUGGUGGCCCUGACAGUAUAGCACUCUGUGUGUUAACUGCUGGAUGGAAAACUGCUGCUGUUAAUUCUGUUGGCACUGAUCAUAGUGGUUUCAUUCCCGGUCUGUUGGCGAUAAUUGUUGAUCAUGGACUACGCGCCGAGAGCAAAGACGAGGCUAAUGUUGUUCGUAACCGUGUUUCUGAAAUGGGAAUCAGAUGUGAGAUUGUCAGUUGUGAUUGGCCAAGCGGAAAGCCAAAACAGGGUCAAUUGCAAAAAGCUGCUCGUGAAAUGAGGUACCAAGUCUUUCAUGAUGUUUGUGCCAAACACCAGAUUGGAGUGUUGCUUAUUGCACAUCAUGCUGAUGACCAGGCCGAGUUAUUUAUUUUAAGGCUUUCUCGAAGUAGUGGUGUGCUUGGACUUGCAGGCACACCUUUCACCUCCCAGAUUUUCCCUAUGCAUACGCAUUCGUACGGUGAAGUUCCGACAAAUCAAGGCAUCCUUCUUGUGCGGCCGCUUUUGGAUUUUUCAAAGGAAGAUAUGUACAAGAUAUGUCAAGGUAGUACUGAAGAGUGGGUAGAAGACCCAACAAAUCAAAGCAUGUUGUUCACCCGCAAUAGAAUAAGAAUGGCACUGAAUUACUUGUCAUCUUUAGCAUUCAAGCAUGAACUCCAAAGAGUGAUUUCUGCAUGUCGAAAAACACGUGCGUAUGUCGAUCAAGUUUGCCAUAGCUUGAUACGUCAUGCCGUGGUUAUCAAUGAUCAUGGAUACGCCCUUAUUGAUUUGCAAAUCCUCUGUCCUUCAAAAAUUGAGGACAUAUGCUUGAUGAAAUUUCUUUCCUUGGUCUUGCAGUUUAUAUCACAAAGACAGAGGCAAAUAAGAGGCAGUGCUUUGAAAUUGCUAAUGGACUACAUAGGUACUUUUCCAUGCAAGAACUCGAUUACUGCCGCUGGUUGUUACCUUUGUCCGGAUCCUGGUUCUAGAGGGUCCAGAGUCCUGGUUUGCUGUUCUGUUGACUUUGCUUUGCCUUUAAAGAUGGAAUUUUUUGAGACACGCUCUUCCGGACAACGAGAAUUUUGUGUUAUCAAUGAGUCACGGAAGAUUAUAGAGGAUGGAAAAUCAUAUGCAAAUCAUUUGGUUCUAGAUUCAUCAGAUAUCCACUUUUUGGAUGUGAAUAAUGAAUCAGUUCUGGAUGAAGCUAAAAGGCUAAACAUAAUCAGUGAAUCAACCUACAGUAGCAUUCGAGGACUGCAGAAACAGGAAACUGAUCGCUUCAGGUCUAAAGUUGGAGCCAUUUCUGACUUUACAUCAAAGCAUGAAGUUGAAUUUGUUACCCCUUUUGGCAAAUCAUUUCAGCCAGGGAAGUCCUGUUACUUCAUGGACCGAUUCGUUUUAAUUUGGAAGUUGAAUGAUAAAAUGGAUACCGACGUGGUUUCUGGUUUAGUUGAUUAUGACAUGGAUUUUAGUGGAGAUUCACAAAAUUUUUGUGUAGUUGAUCAUGAUCAAGUUCUUGAAGUGCGGCACAUGAUUGAAUCCGAUUGGUUGUAUCUGGCCGAGUUAUCCAAGUAUUCUCUAUCGGAAAACUUCACGGAACAUGAGGUUAUGUCAGCUAACGGAAACGUGAAGACGAAGGAGAAAACAGCUCCAUAUUUGCACUAUGCCGGUUUAUCAGCAAAAAAAGCUCUAGUUUUGUUAAAAUCUAUCCCAGUUGCUGCAAGGAAAAGCUUACCUGUUCUGAUCAAUCAAGACGGAAAAUUAAUAAGCAUUCCAAGUGUCAAUUUCAGGCAAUGCCCUUGUUUGAUGGUGCAUGUGGAAUUUAAGCCAAAAAUUCCACUUGGAGGAGGUCACAAGUCAUUCAUAUAG
Lathyrus sativus (Indian pea) is the source of this 2085-nucleotide messenger RNA. Lineage: Eukaryota; Viridiplantae; Streptophyta; Magnoliopsida; Fabales; Fabaceae. The record is from the annotation of a GenBank genome assembly.